GCUGCGCCCAAGAGAGAUCAGUGCAGUUGUUGACCAUGGCUCAGGCAGACAGCAGGGCUCUGGCUUUAGGCGUUCUGGCAGGAGCUGCAGGUAUCAGUCUGGCUGUCGUCUGCUUCCGCAGAGUUGGAGCUGGUGGUGGCAGAGUCCUUCAGCUGAGCAGUCAUUUGGAUCAUGUAGAUGGUCGUUUGGGUCUGCAAACGGGUCAGUCAGAAGUGCUGGAUCGACUGGGCGCUCUGAUCCACUGUGUGUCUGAGCUUAAAGAAGAGGUACGAGCCCUGAAGGAAGCGCUUCCACACCUACAAGACAAUGUCAGAGAUCAGCUGAGGGGUCCGAGUGGAGAGGAUGUUGGUGCUCGCCGGGUCAGUCCCCUUCAUAGAACUCCCACUAGAAGGAAAAGGGCAGGUGUCACAGCGAGGAGUGAAGGACAAAGCUCCGAAGAUGCAGAGAGUGAAGGAGGGUAUAUAACUGCACUGACAGAUUCUGAUGAAGAGCAAAGCGAUGAAGAUCUAAACCGGACAGUGAAGGAGCCGGUGGAUGAACUCGCAGCCCUACUGCAGAAAGCCGACCGUCUCCACAGCUGUAACGGAACAGAGAAAGCACAGGGCCUGGAUUUACUUCUAGAGAAGAAAGAGGAGUACAAUGAGAAGUGCCAGUAUCUUUGGCGGUUGUCCAGAGCCUACGCAGAUGCACACGAUUUCGCUGCGGACCUUGCAGAGAAAAAAAAAUAAAAAAAAAACGGUAAGAAGAUUGGCGAGGAGGCAAUUUCCAUCAAUCCACUGUGUGCUGAAAGUCAUCAGUGGUAUGCUAUACUCUGUGGACUCCUGUCAGAAUAUGAAUCUAUCCAGAAUAAAAUAAAAAAUGGCUAUCUUUUUAAGGAUCAUCUGGAUAAAGCGAUUGAGCUGAAACCCGAGGAUCCUUUGUCAUAUUACCUGUUGGGUCGCUGGUGUUAUGCUGUGGCACAGUGUACAUGGAUCGAGAGGAAAAUCGCUGCCACUUUGUUUGGAGAGCCGCCCAGUGCCACGGUCCAGGAAGCCCUGCAGAACUUCCUUAAGGCAGAAGAGAUCAGUCCCAAAUACUCCAAAUACAACUAUGUGUUUUUAGCCAAGUGUUACAAAGACUUGGGUCAGAGGACUCAAGCCCGUCAGAUGUGUGACGCCGCCUCAGCGAUGAGCGUCAUGACUAAAGAGGAUGAAGAAGCGCAGAAGGAAUUGGACUCUCUUGUCUCAUCUCUAUAAUAAAUCUCCAGCGAAAGGGAACAAAGACGUCUUUCUUUGUGUUCCAUCUCCUCUUUGGAACUGUGACUGGACUGUAGCCGUUUAUCCGCAGCGUAUGAAUAUACAUGAACUACAGAUGUUGGCCAUUCAAGAUGUGCGGAAAAACUAUUUAUGUGCAUUUAUAGUGCCUCCAUUUAAAGGGAGCACAUCAGCAAUACUGUUUUUACUUGACAGGCACACGAACGGUGUGGUUUUUAUAGGUCAUGCACCAUUGUACGCAUUUCUUCAGGACACUUUCUGUUCAUUCCGUUUGCCUUCUCUUAUUUUAGAGGUAACAGAAAAGACUAGCUAAGAUACGUCCUCAUGAGGAGCUGUUAUAAUUCGUUCAUUCAUAACCCUAAUAAUCUUCAAAUAGCCACAAGGGACAUGGGAAGAUGUCAUCUUUUAGGUGAUGUAAAAAAAAGUCUUCUACUCGGGUGAAAUGCCCAGUGGCCUAUUUACUGUAAGUGAAAUGACACCCUUAAACAAUGAAAAUCCCUGAGCAAGUAAAAGAGGGUUUCAGAAUUCGUAGAAUUAUGUCAUUGGAUUCCUUUGACUAUUGUGAACAGCACUCAUCCUCCAACAAACAAUAGUCUCAUGUAGCCACUUUUCAUUACUGGCGUAAAGUCCGGUCCAGUUUACGGUUUGUUCUGACCAUGUCUGAUCUUUCCUGGCAACUGAGACAGGAAAGAUCUGUUUUUCAUGAAAAGCGAACAGUCCUAUUUGUAUUUUACGUGCCGUUUUGAUAACUGUCUAAACUAUAACAAGAUCAUGUAAAAAGAUUAAAUAAUCUAUUAUGGCCAAAAAAGAGAUUAUCAGAAUUCAGUCAAAUGUCAUAUUUUCUGUAGAUAUGCAGUCUACAGAACCCUCCAUCUGGGUUCUCUGUGGAUUAUGUGUUAUUGUUGUAUUUCAUACUUUGAUAGCUGGGAUGUUCAUUUUGAAUCAUAUCAUAUAUAUAUAUUUAUAUAUAUAUAUAUAUAUAUAUAUAUACACAUUAUUUGUUUUGACCAAAGAGGAUUAAGAAAUCCCCUCCACCACUGCAUCAGACACAUUUUGGGGUACUGUAAAUGGUUUCAUUUUAUCCUCUUAUGAUGUUGUUUUUUGUGUUUAUAUUGAUAAUCCAGCAUAAUAGAUUUAAAUAUCUGAAAUGUAUAUUAAAAUGGUGCUUUUUAGAAUAAUAAUUUGUACAGUUCAUUUGAAACUGAUCAAAUUGGUUAAUGUAACGGUACGUACGAGGAUCACUGCUGCUCAAAAUAAAAAAUAUAAUGAAUUGAUGAAU
Messenger RNA from Triplophysa rosa, 2532 nucleotides. Its product is annotated as regulator of microtubule dynamics protein 2. Gene Ontology annotation, molecular function: microtubule binding. Gene Ontology annotation, cellular component: cytoplasm; mitotic spindle pole; spindle microtubule. The transcript is spliced from 11 exons. NCBI's taxonomy places the organism in Eukaryota, Metazoa, Chordata, Actinopteri, Cypriniformes, Nemacheilidae. The record is from RefSeq and is a predicted model, not a curated record.